ACACUGUACCGCGCUCUCCUGCCUCGUGCUGCUCGAACAUAAGACCAUCAGUGAAGUCAAAGUAGAGACAGAGCGCGUGUCUUCUGUAGAACCGCAGCAGCAGGAGGAAGAAGAAGACAUCACACCUCCCUGAACAGACGCAGUGUGCCAUGUAGCUCGCAGACAUUUAUAAAAGCGCAUCUUCAUCAAAGCGAAGAUUUCUGAUCAAGACAGAACGGCUGCAUCCCAGGUCCCCGAAACCGGCGCAGGAGAAGAGCUGGGAAAAGCGCACAGCCUCGCGUCCUUCCUUCGUCCUGCUGAAGCAGCUGCUGCUUCUCUGCGAUUUUUUUUUUAGUAAUUUCCAGGAAAUAAUUGCAGAUCUGAUGCUGGAUUCGGCGACGCUCUGAACAGCUUGAUGUGGAUUUAUUCCCGCUGAGGACAGACCCAGGACCAGAGCCCGGCUUCUCCUCCAGAGCAGGACUCAACCCCAGCUCGCUGCAAUCUGUAAGAAACAUGUGAAGACAGUGAAAGAGAAAAACGAUCCAGUUUAACCAUUAGGACUCUUACAGAAAUUCCUGAUACCCUGCCCGAUAUCUAGUUUUAUUUCCUCCUUGUCGUCCUUUGGGAUCAUGGAGGGCCAGCAAGAUUCACAAAGGACUUUACAAAUAAACUCUUGUAGUUCUCUAAUGCUGCCCAUGUGUGUCUGGGUGCUGGUGCUAACCCUUGCUACAACAUGCAGUGGACAGACUUUUACCACAUUUCACCCUGAGAAGCGAGAAUGGUCUUUCAAUCAUCUGACGGUCCAUCAGACAACAGGGGCACUUUAUAUUGGUGCUGUUAACCGUGUCUACAAGCUGUCUGGCAACCUCACUCUCCUGGUCUCCCAUGACACUGGCCCAGAAGAUGACAACAAGGCCUGCUACCCCCCUCUUAUAGUCCAGCCUUGUUCUGAACCACUGGUCUCUACCAACAAUGUCAACAAGCUUCUCCUUAUUGAUUACUCGCAGAACAGGCUGCUGGCUUGUGGGAGCCUCUAUCAGGGUGUAUGCAAGCUACUUCGGCUGGAUGAUCUCUUCAUACUGGUAGAACCCUCACACAAGAAAGAGCAUUAUCUCUCUAGUGUCAAUCAGACAGGCACUAUGUAUGGAGUUAUUGUGCCUUCGCAGGGCAAAGAUGGCACGCUUUUCAUUGGCACUGCAGUAGAUGGGAAGCAAGACUACUUCCCAACCAUCUCAAGCCGCAAACUUCCUCGUGACCCAGAGUCCUCAGCCAUGCUCGACUACGAACUGCACACUGAUUUUGUCUCAUCACUCAUUAAGAUUCCUUCAGACACCUUAGCACUGGUCUCCCACUUUGACAUAUACUACAUCUAUGGCUUUGCCAGUGGCAAUUUUGUGUACUUUUUGACUGUACAGCCAGAGACGCCUGAAAAUGGCAUGGCCUCCAGUGGGUCCUCAAAUGAUCUCUUCUACAUUUCACGCAUUGUCCGUCUGUGUAAAGAUGACCACAAGUUCCACUCCUAUGUCUCACUGCCUAUUGGCUGCAUGCGCAAUGGUGUAGAGUACCGACUCCUGCAGGCAGCCUACUUAGCCAAACCAGGAAGAGUGCUUGCCACCGGACUCAACAUCAGUGCCACAGAUGAUGUCCUCUUUGCCGUCUUUUCUAAAGGCCAGAAACAGUACCACCACCCCCCUGAUGAUUCAGCCCUUUGCGUCUUCACCAUCAAGGACAUCAAUGCCCGCAUUAAGGAGCGCCUGCAGUCCUGCUACCAAGGAGAAGGCAACCUGGAGUUGAGUUGGCUGCUUGGGAAAGAUGUGCAGUGCACCAAGGCGCCGGUGCCCAUUGAUGAUUCCUUCUGUGGUCUGGACAUUAACCAGCCGCUGGGUGGCUCUCAGCUGGUGACAGGAUACACCCUCUACACGGAAAGCAGAGACCGCAUGACCUCAGUGACCUCCUAUGUGUACAAUGGCUACUGUGUGGCUUUUGUUGGCACUAAGUGUGGACGUCUAAAAAAGAUUCGUGUGGAUGGGCCUCCUUACGGGGGUGUGCAGUAUGAGACAGUGUCCAUCAUUAAAGACAGGAGCCCGAUUCUCAGAGACAUGGCCUUCUCACUGGACAAUAACUAUAUCUAUGUCAUGUCUGAGAGACAGGUGACACAGGUACCCAUCGAGUCAUGUGAGCAGUAUGGGACUUGUCACGAGUGUCUGAGCUCCGGAGACCCGCAUUGCGGCUGGUGUGUGCUGCACAACAUGUGUUCACAGAGGGAUCGGUGUGAACGAGCCAACGAGCCCUACCGCUUUGCAGCGACGCUGAACCAAUGCAUUAAGGCCACUGUGUAUCCUGACAGCAUUGCAGUUUCUGAACCCAGUGUACCGCUGCUGGUGAAGGUGACUGAUGUUCCUGAUCUCUCUGCUGGAAUCACCUGUGCCUUUGGGAACCUGACUGAAGUGGAUGGGAUGGUGAAUGGUAAUCAGAUCCUGUGCAUCUCUCCUGCUGCUAAAGAUGUCCCUGUAAUUCCUACUGAUCAAGACUGGUCUGGGGUGGAGCUCAGGCUGAACUCGAAAGAGACAGGUCAAAUGCUGAUCAGCACUGAGGUUAAAUUCUAUAACUGCAGUGUACACCAACUGUGUCUGUCUUGUGUGACCAGUUCCUUCCGUUGCCACUGGUGCAAGUACCGGAACCUGUGUACACAUGAUCCGUCCAGCUGUUCUUUCCAGGAGGGACGGGUUAAUGCCUCAGAGGACUGUCCUCAGCUGGUGCGCUCUGAGGAGAUUCUGAUCCCAGCCGGAGAAGUGAAGCCUAUCACGCUGAAGGCCCGGAACCUUCCACAGCCUCAGUCGGGUCAGCGCGGCUAUGAGUGUGUGCUGCACAUCCAGGGGGUCAGCCACCGAGUCACAGCUCUGCGCUUCAACAGCUCCAGUGUACAGUGCCAGAACAGCUCGUAUCUGUAUGAGGGUAUGAGGAUUAGUGAGCUGCCGGUGGAUUUCUCUGUGGUGUGGAACGGCAACUUCAUCAUCGAUAAUCCUGAGAACAUCAGAGUGCAUCUGUACAAGUGUGGCGCUCAGAGAGACAGCUGUGGCAUGUGCCUGAAGGCGGAAAGGAAGUUCCAGUGUGGCUGGUGCAGUAUGGAGGGCCGCUGCACCCUACAGCACCACUGUCCUCUGAUCAACCCUUACACCAACCGCUGGCUAAAUCUAGCCACCUCUAAUGUCAAGUGCACCAACCCACGUAUCACUGAGGUGACCCCAGUAGCUGGACCUCCAGAAGGGGGCACCAGGGUGACUAUCUGUGGGGUGAAUCUGGGUCUGUCUUUCUCUGAAAUGGAAGAUAACGUGCAGGUGGCAGGAGUGCGAUGUACCCCAAAAGAGGACGGCUACAUCAUUGCAGAACAGAUAGUCUGUGAGAUGGAUGCAGCUCCAGAAGACACCCAGGCCGGUCCUGUGCAGCUAUGCGUGGGAGAGUGUAAGCCUGAACUGCAGGCUCGCUCUUCCCAGCUCUACUCCUUUGUGACACCAUCUGUAACUGGGCUAUCACCCAGUCGAGGUCCAGAAUCAGGGGGCACUAAGGUGACCAUCAUCGGAGUGAAUCUGGGUGCAGGAAGCAGCGUCAGCAUUCUGUUUGGGAACCAGACCUGCGAGUUCUAUGAGCGGACUAUAACAGAGAUUGUGUGCUACUCUGCUCCAUCGCUGAUGGGGGUGGGCCCUGUGCAGAUCUCUGUAAGCGUGGACCAUGCCCAGGUGAAGGAGAAACUCAGCUUUGAGUACAUCGAUGAUCCCACUGUACAGCGCAUUGAGCCUGAAUGGAGCAUUGCAAGUGGACACACUCCCCUUGUAGUGACCGGAACCAACUUGGAUGUGGUCCAGGAACCCAGAAUACGGGUCAAAUACGGCGGACAUGAAUCAGUAAACGUGUGUAAGGUCCAGAACAGCACUACUAUGAGCUGUUUUGCACCAUCUCUGGCGGCGGAGUACACGCCUGGCCUGGACUCUGUAAAGCAUGCAGAUGAGUUUGGCUUCAUUUUCAAUAACGUGCAGGCUCUUCUGGUUUACAACAACACUAACUUCCUGUACUACCCAAACCCUUACUUCGAGCCUCUCAGUACCAGUGGAGUCCUGGAGCAGAAACCAGGCUCUCCUAUUAUUCUGAAGGGGAAGAACUUGGUUCCUCCAGGCUCAGGAGGAGUGAAGCUGAACUACACUGUGCUCCUGGGAGAGACACCCUGUUCCGUCACAGUCUCUGACACCCAGUUGCUCUGUGAGCCGCCCAACCUCACUGGCCAAUACAAAGUCAUGGUGCAGGUAGGCGGUCUUCAUGUCUCUCCUGGAUCUGUGAAUAUCCUAUCAGACAGCCUUCUGACUCUACCCGCGAUUGUAAGCAUAGCAGCUGGUGGAGGCCUCCUGUUGAUCAUCGUCAUCCUCGUUCUCAUUGCCUACAAGCGCAAGUCACGUGAGAAUGACCUCACGCUCAAACGGCUGCAGAUGCAGAUGGACAACCUGGAGUCCAGGGUGGCACUUGAGUGCAAAGAAGCUUUUGCAGAGCUGCAAACAGACAUUAACGAGUUGACCAGUGAUCUUGACAGAGCUGGAAUCCCUCACCUGGAUUACCGCACUUAUGCUAUGAGAGUGCUGUUCCCUGGCAUCGAAGACCACCCAGUUCUCCGAGAGCUUGAGGUCUCGGGUAAUGGACAGCAGAUAGUGGAAAAGGCUCUGAAGCUGUUUGCACAGCUGAUCAACAACAAAGUGUUUCUACUGACGUUUAUUCGUACUCUCGAGCUGCAGCGCUCUUUCUCAAUGCGAGACCGCGGCAAUGUGGCAUCACUCAUCAUGACGGCGCUACAGGGAAGACUGGAGUACGCAACAGAUGUCCUCAAACACCUUCUCUCUGACCUCAUUGACAAGAACCUGGAGAGUAAGAACCACCCCAAGCUGCUGCUGCGCAGGACUGAGUCUGUGGCUGAGAAGAUGCUCACCAACUGGUUCGCGUUCCUCCUUCACAAGUUCCUCAAGGAGUGUGCAGGAGAACCUUUGUUUAUGCUCUAUUGUGCUAUAAAGCAGCAAAUGGAGAAAGGGCCUAUAGAUGCCAUCACAGGGGAAGCUCGCUACUCACUCAGUGAAGACAAGCUCAUCCGACAGCAAAUAGAGUACAAAACAUUGAUUUUGAACUGUGUGAAUCCAGAUAACGAGAACAGCCCGGAGAUUGCAGUGAAGGUGCUGAACUGUGAUACCAUUACACAGGUGAAGGAAAAGAUACUGGAUGCCAUCUAUAAGAAUAUGCCCUACUCUCAGAGACCCAGAGCUGUAGACAUGGACCUGGAGUGGCGUCAGGGCCGGAUGGCACGAGUGGUCUUACAGGAUGAAGAUAUCACCACCAAGAUUGAGAAUGACUGGAAGAGGCUGAACACACUCAUGCACUAUCAGGUCUCAGACCGCUCUGUAGUGGCGCUGGUUCCAAAGCAGACCUCCUCCUACAACAUUCCUCCCACAGCCAGCAUUUCCCGUACAUCCAUCAGCAGAUAUGACUCGUCGUUUCGUUACACAGGAAGUCCAGACAGCCUUCGCUCCCGGGCUCCUAUGAUCACUCCAGACCUGGAGAGUGGAGUAAAAGUGUGGCACUUGGUCAAGAACCAUGAACACGGAGACCAGAAGGAGGGCGACCGGGGAAGCAAGAUGGUGUCUGAGAUCUACCUCACCCGCCUGCUAGCUACGAAGGGUACACUGCAGAAGUUUGUGGACGAUCUGUUUGAGACUCUGUUCAGCACAGUCCACAGAGGCAGCGCCUUGCCUUUAGCUAUCAAAUACAUGUUCGACUUCCUGGACGAGCAAGCCGACAAGCAUGGCAUCCAUGACAUGGAUGUUCGCCACACUUGGAAAAGUAACUGCCUUCCGCUGCGAUUCUGGGUGAACGUGAUUAAGAACCCUCAGUUUGUAUUUGACAUUCACAAGAGCAGCAUCACAGACGCAUGUUUAUCUGUGGUGGCCCAGACUUUCAUGGACUCGUGUUCCACCUCAGAACACAGGCUGGGGAAAGACUCUCCCUCCAACAAGCUGCUCUAUGCUAAAGACAUCCCCAACUACAAGAACUGGGUGGAAAGAUACUAUGCUGAUAUAAACAGACUGCCGGCGAUCAGUGACCAGGACAUGAACGCAUACUUGGCUGAGCAGGCAAGGCUCCACUCCCAUGAGUUUAACAUGUUGAGUGCUCUGAAUGAGAUCUACUCUUACGUCAGCAAGUACAGCGAAGAGAUCACUGCAGCGCUGGAGCAGGACGAGCAGGCGAGGAAGCAGAAGCUGGCCUACAAGGUGGACCAACUGAUUGCUGCUAUGUCCCUGGAGAGCUGAGACACACACACACACACACACACACGGAUAGAGAAAAUGGAACACAAAUUCUCUGUGCCAUGAAUCCUUUAUCCAAAGCCUGGUCCUGGAACUCAAGAGGAAACAGGAUACAGCUGACUUAGGAUUUUCUGAUCUCUUGUUAUGGUAUUUCUUUGAAAAGGGUCAAAACGCUUACCUCCACAAGUCAGUGUGCACAUCCAUCUACAUUUGCCUUCCAGUGUGUAAGAGGAACUCAAGGGCCCGUCAGCAUUUAGCGGCAUCAUGCAUGUUUGUUUUUGUAUCUGUUUAGUCUUCGUUGGUUUUCUACCCAUGAUGUGACAGAACUACAGCUCCAAUACCUCUUUGUAAUUUUAAUUUUUUUAAUUUUUAUUUUUUUUCUGGUGGCAUGUCCGAGUCAGAAGAACAUAAGAGAGAGCAUUGGAUAUUUAAUGCCUCAGUUUAAAUCCAGUGGAUGGAUUUUACUUCCAAAUUUUUAUUUUUAUAUGCUAUUUGUUUUUAUUUAAUUUAUUCUGUUGAGCUUGUGCCUCCAAAUUAUUAAAGGCAUUCUAACAUUAGUUGUCCUCUUCAUCAAAUAAUGUGAUCAUGAUAUUUCUAUAUCUGACUGUUUAAAAGCCGAGGAUGCAUCCCUCAUGUGCUGUCUGCUCAUCGUAUAAAGAAUGUGGACUUUACAGACCUCUCUAGGAUUCACGAGCAAGUAGCAAACUGUUGGUGUUGAAGGGUCAGAGUUUGACCAGCAUGUCUUUUCUUUCAUCCAUGCAACUCUCAUGUUUUCCAAGACUGCACUUCAUCCAUGGAAAACACUACGAGACUUGCUUAAAAGGGAUCCCCUUGCAAUCUGUCUCUACGUCCUGCUUUCUACAUGUAAGCCUUUGUGAAUGUACAAAUGUUCCUAUGUCUUGUCUUGUUUGUUUGUUUGUUUGAUUGUUCUUUUAAAAAAGAAGUCAGUUGAGCUGAUCUCUGUGGCAAAAUGGCCAAAAGGGGAUCUGAUGCGCUGCAGCAGUAAUAAGAGCCCUUUAUAUGAGUUGGUAGGUCGAGGAACAUUCCUGAAAAGGAGAGCACUGACUCAAGGUCAGCUCACCUCAGUACCAGGCAGUAUUACUUAUUACCUAUGGUCAAAUGUGUGUGAAUUUUGCAUGCAUUGUAGAGUACCUCAUAAACGAAGAAUAAUGUCUUUGUUCCCAUAUGUCCAUAUUUUCAUGUGCCAAGGGUUUUACUUGAGUGGUGCAUGUGGCUGGCUCAGAAGCAAGCUGAGAAUAGUGUCCCAUCCUGCUACCCAUACAUUUACACAGCACUAAACUAACUGUGGCAUUGUAUCACGAUUAUGUGCCAAAAGGUCAGUCUCGAUUGUCAAUGUCAGAAACGGUUAAUGCUUUAUUAAGGGAGCAAAACACUUCAAAACUUGAACAGCGAGAACAGAGUGGCACUGGAGAAGAACUAGAAAAGAUCUUCAGCAGACUCAGCUGCCACGUUCACUCUUGCCCCUGAAGUCAAGAACUGGUACGAAGAGAAAGUGAGCUCCUCAUGCUAGUCGAAAAAUUGGAAUGGUGAUAGCUCUGUGUGUGUGUGUGUGUGUGUGUGUGUGUGUGUGUGUGUGUGUGUGUGUGUGUGUGUGUGUGUGUUUU
Neoarius graeffei (lesser salmon catfish) is the source of this 7939-nucleotide messenger RNA. It is a transcript of the gene plxna2, whose product is annotated as plexin A2. Gene Ontology annotation, molecular function: protein binding; semaphorin receptor activity. NCBI's taxonomy places the organism in Eukaryota, Metazoa, Chordata, Actinopteri, Siluriformes, Ariidae. Gene Ontology annotation, biological process: regulation of cell migration; positive regulation of axonogenesis; semaphorin-plexin signaling pathway involved in axon guidance. Gene Ontology annotation, cellular component: semaphorin receptor complex. Bases 609 to 6317 code for a protein of 1902 amino acids. The transcript is spliced from 32 exons. The record is from RefSeq and is a predicted model, not a curated record.